AUGGAAAAACGAGUAGGUGUCCUAGGAGGCGGCCAACUCGGCCGCAUGCUGGUCGAGGCCGCAAAUCUUCUCGAGAUCCAAGUGAACUUCCUGGACGCGCCAAAAUCUUCAGCAAAACAGGUCAGCAACCAUGACGGGCAUGUUGACGGAUCUUUCAAGGACGCGGAAGCAAUCAAGAACCUCACGGCGAAGUCCGAUGUUGUCACGGUCGAAAUCGAACAUGUUGAUACCUACAUGCUGGAGGAGAUCUCGAAGAUAGUGGACGUCCAGCCCAGCUGGCAGACUAUCCGGAUGAUCCAGGAUAAGUUCGCGCAGAAGGAGCAUCUUCAGAAAUAUGGAGUUGCUGUCGCGCAGUCGGUGGCGUUGAAGGAGGCUUCGAUUGAGGAGCUUGAGAGCGCUGGGAAGACUGUUGGGUUGCCGCUUAUGCUGAAGUCAAGAAAGGAGGCGUACGAUGGGCGAGGGAACUUUCCUGUCAAGACGAAGGAUGACUUCAAAUCUGCUUUGGAGGCACUGGGAAGCAACCGGGACCUGUACGCGGAGAAAUGGGCGAAUUUCAGCUUAGAGCUGGCGGUCAUGGUGGUCAAGACCAAAGACGACGUCUUCUCCUUCCCAACGGUAGAGACGAUCCACGAGAACAGCAUAUGCAAACUCGUCUACGCACCCGCACGAGGCGUCUCCGACUCCAUCAACAAGCAAGCCCAAGAGCUCGCACGAAAAGCCGUCUCCUGCUUCCAGGGCAAAGGCGUCUUCGGCGUAGAAAUGUUCCUCCUCCCAGACGACACUCUCCUGAUCAACGAAAUCGCUCCUCGUCCACACAACUCCGGCCACUACACCAUUGAAGCCUGCCCCGUAUCGCAAUACGAAGCCCACCUGCGCGCGAUUCUGGACCUACCGCUCCACCAGGAAGACCUCGAACUCCGCGAACCAGCCAUCAUGCUCAACAUCCUCGGCGGCGACAGCCCCAACUCGCACCACGCAUUCGCCCGCGAAGCGCUCAAACACCGCCGCACCAAGAUCCACCUCUACGGCAAAGGCCAAGCCAAAAAGGGUCGCAAAAUGGGCCACAUCACCGUCUGCGCGCCUACAAUGCCAGAAGCCGAACAGCUGAUCCAACCCAUGAUCGAAUUCGCCGACAAGGACAAGCCAUCAUCCACCACCACCACCAAACCCACCCAACCGAACGAACAACCCCAAGUCGCAGUAAUAAUGGGCUCCGACUCCGACCUCCCCAUCCUCCUCCCGGGCCUCGCCAUCCUCUCCCGCUUCCACAUCCCCUACACCACCCGCAUCACCUCCGCGCACCGCACGCCCUCCGUCAUGGCUUCCUUCGCCUCCUCGGCCUCUUCCCAAGGCAUAAAAGUCAUCAUCGCCGCCGCCGGAGGCGCAGCCCACUUACCCGGUAUGACAGCCGCGUACACUUCACUGCCUGUGAUCGGUGUGCCGGUGAAGCCGACGGUGGGGGAUGGGAUGGACAGUCUGUUGAGUAUUUGUAAUAUGCCCAAGGGCGUGCCGGUGGCGACGGUGGGGGUGAACAAUGCUGUUAAUGGGGCGUUGCUUGCGGCGAGGAUUCUGGGGGCGGGGGAUGUUGGGGUGAGGAGGAGGGUGGAGGGCUAUAUUCGGGAGAGUGAGGAAGAGGUGAAGGGGAAGGAUGGACGGUUGGUUGAGAUGGGGGCGGAGGGGUAUGCGGAGAAGUUUUUGGGGAAGAAGUAG
Messenger RNA from Saxophila tyrrhenica, 1710 nucleotides. RefSeq lists its product as uncharacterized. The transcript has a single exon. NCBI's taxonomy places the organism in Eukaryota, Fungi, Ascomycota, Dothideomycetes, Mycosphaerellales, Extremaceae. Bases 1 to 1710 code for a protein of 569 amino acids. Gene Ontology annotation, molecular function: phosphoribosylaminoimidazole carboxylase activity; metal ion binding; ATP binding. The record is from RefSeq and is a predicted model, not a curated record. Gene Ontology annotation, biological process: 'de novo' IMP biosynthetic process.